AUGGAGAGCUAUGGAGAUCUGAUCAACAACAACAAGGUUGUCUUGGAUGACGAAAACUAUGGGUUUUGGAAAUCAAGGAUUAAAUCUAUCAUCGUAGGUAUUGAUCGGCUUGCUUGGAAAACUGUUCUAGAAAAGUGGGAGGAACCGACGAUCAAAGAUGAAUCAGGCAAGCAAAUUCCUAAACUUGAUGUUGGAAGAAAACAGUUUGAAUUGAUUCAAGGAUGUGAAACUGCUAAAGAAGCAUGGGAUAUUCUUCAAAUUAAUUAUGAAGGUACAACAAAAGUACAAAGUUCGAGAAAAGAUAUGUUGGCCUCUAGAUUUGAGAAUCUAAAGAUGGAGGAGCAUGAAUCAAUUUCGGACUUUAGUUCAAAGUUGAGUGCUUUAGCUCAAGAAGCUCAAACUCUUGGGAAAACUUAUAAGGAUCAGAAGUUAGUCAAAAAGUUUUUAAGAUGUCUUCCAUCAGGAUUCAUGGGAUACAAGACAGCCUUAAUUGUCUCUCAAGACUUAGACAAUCUCAGUUAUGGCGAAGUGGUCGGAAUGCUACAGGCACACGAGAUAGAACUUAAUGGAAUUAACAAACCAAAAGGAAUAGCUCUAGCAGUUAGCAAAGACAUAACUGACCAAGGAGAAGAAGAUGUUGUGAGCCUGUUGGUAAGAAGAUUUGAUCGAGCUUUGAGAAGAAUAGAACGAGGUCAAGGUCCAAGGAAGAGCAACUCAUUCAAAAAGACGAGUGAGGACAAAAAGGCUGAUAUGCAGUGUCAUGAAUGUAAGGGGUAUGGUCAUUUUAUUCGAGAGUGUCCAACAAUCAAGUUACGAGAUGCCAAGUGCACAAUUUGCAAAGGUACUGGACACACCCAUGAAGAGUGUGUGAGUAAUCCUAAAGCUAAGAAAGAGAAAUCUAUGAUUAGUAUUGAGGAUGAAUCAGACAGUGACUGCAACAGUGAAGAAGAGCUCAUUAAUUUAGUGGCUAUGGUAGGAAUCACUGAAUUUGAGAAUGGGGAAGAGGUAACUGAUUCAGACUCAGAAGGAGAAGAAGUUCUUGACAUUGUUCAGAGUUACAAAGAAUUGGUUUUAUCGGCAAAAGCAGACAAGUUUGAAGAAGAGCUGCUUAAUGAAAAGAAAAGAACCGCUGAACUACAAUCUGAAUUAGAUCAACAGCAUAGAAAGAUUCAUAUGUUCGCUGGCACAAAGCAACUUGACAAGAUCUUGAGCUAUGGGAGAACAGAGAAUACUCAUAGAGGUUUAGGCUAUAAUGAGAACAAGGGAGCUAAAUCGCAGACAACUAAAUUUGUGUCGGCUGAAGCAUAUAAAUCUGAAAAAGAGACAUCUACGGGAGUUUCUAAUGGACUUUGA
Molecule: messenger RNA, 1353 nt
Organism: Camelina sativa (false flax)
Lineage: Eukaryota; Viridiplantae; Streptophyta; Magnoliopsida; Brassicales; Brassicaceae
Source: RefSeq, a predicted model, not a curated record